CUCGCGGAGAGUAUCGGCGGUGUGGUGCGUGCGGUCGCUCUGUGGUUGUUUCGGGUCUGCUCGUGUUGAUAACGACACACUUCGGACGCUUCUGGCCGCGGAGAGAUGGGAAUUCAGAAGAGAUGGCUCUGAAACAAAUUGCCCUCACGCUGCUGGCCCUGCUCGGGUCGGCGGCCGUCGGUAAUGCUUUACGUUGUAACUGCACAAACUGUGAGAAGUCGGGCUACGAGUGUGAGACGGAUGGCGCGUGCAUGGCCUCCACAUCCUUCAUCCAGGGCAAAGAGCAACACGUGCGCAUCUGCAUCAACCAGGAGAACCUGGUCCCCCCCGGACAGCCCUUCUUCUGCCUGAGUGCUGAAGGCUACCUCAACACUCACUGCUGCUAUGUAGAUUACUGCAACAGUAUCGACCUGAAAGUCCCAGUCCCAACUCAAAGGGGGGACUGGCCAGUCUCAGGAACCACCUGGGGCCCCGUGGAGCUGGUGGCGGUCAUCGCAGGGCCCGUGUUCCUGCUCUGCGUGUUGCUGAUGGUUGGCGUGUUCCUGUUCCAGUAUCACCAGAGGGCCUACAGCCACCGGCAGAGGCUGGAGGUGGAGGACCCCUCGUGUGACCAUCUCUACCUUGCCAAGGAUAAAACCCUACAGGACCUCAUCUAUGACAUGUCCACCUCAGGAUCCGGCUCCGGUCUGCCCCUGUUUGUGCAGCGGACCGUGGCCAGGACGAUCGUGCUGCAGGAAAUCAUAGGAAAGGGUCGCUUUGGGGAGGUGUGGCGAGGGAAGUGGCGGGGAGGAGACGUGGCGGUGAAGAUCUUCUCGUCCAGAGAGGAGCGCUCCUGGUUCAGAGAGGCUGAAAUCUACCAGACAAUCAUGCUACGGCACGAAAACAUCCUGGGAUUCAUUGCAGCAGACAAUAAAGACAAUGGCACUUGGACGCAGCUGUGGCUGGUGUCAGACUAUCACGAGCACGGCUCUCUCUUCGACUACCUGAACCGAUACUCCGUCACCAUCGAGGGGAUGAUCAAGCUGGCGCUGUCGGCCGCCAGCGGCCUGGCGCACCUUCACAUGGAGAUCCUCGGCACUCAGGGUAAGCCUGGCAUCGCUCACCGUGACCUCAAGUCUAAGAAUAUCCUGGUGAAGAAGAACGGCAUGUGUGCCAUCGCCGACCUCGGCCUGGCGGUGCGCCACGAGUCCAUCACAGACACAAUCGAUAUAGCUCCGAACCAGCGUGUGGGCACUAAGAGGUACAUGGCUCCGGAGGUGCUGGACGAAACCAUCAACAUGAAACAUUUUGAUUCCUUCAAGUGUGCCGACAUCUACGCCCUGGGCCUGGUGUACUGGGAAAUCGCUCGCCGCUGCAACGCAGGAGGCAUCCAUGAAGAGUACCAGCUGCCCUACUACGACCUGGUGCCCUCGGACCCCUCCAUAGAGGAGAUGAGGAAGGUGGUGUGUGACCAGAAGCUGAGGCCCAACGUGCCCAACUGGUGGCAGAGCUACGAGUCGCUGCGCGUGAUGGGGAAGAUCAUGAGGGAGUGCUGGUACGCCAACGGCGCCGCCCGGCUCACCGCCCUGCGCAUCAAGAAGACUCUGUCGCAGCUCAGCGUGGAGGAGGACGUGAAGAUGUGAGCGUCGCGAGGAACACGCUGGAGACGCACAAGCGGAACACACACUCCCCAUAGGAAGCAAACACUAAAGACAGACUGCAAAUGAAAAACCCUGCCAGUUUUAAAGCCACACUCCAAGUUGUGACAAGGCCUACCUCACCUUUUUAGCCAAAACUACUGAGAAUCACCCCCCCCCUCUCCUCCCCCCUGCCUCCAUGUCUCCUCCCCCUCCCCCUCCCCCCCUCCGCCCUCCACAGGCCACAGCACUACACCUUUUACCACUACCACUGUUAAUAUCAUGACACUCGACCUCGUUGUGUUUUCAUCCCCCCAUGGCAGGAAUUCUGACUAUUGUACAGCGACAGGAAACUUCUACGUUUGUUGGUUUGUUUUGUUUUGGGUUUUUUGUUUUUUUUUACCUCUGAAAUUUGUCCCAUGACAGAAGAAGUGGAGCUUUAGGAACGACAAAACGUCCCGCUGUGUCACUGGAGAUGUGUUGAGGAGGGGAGAGAGGCUGAAGCUUGUAACUCCUCCCUUCAAAAAAGAAAAAAAGAAUCCUCUCAAAACCCAAAUUAGUUGCACUCAACUGUAGCGUCCUCACCCGGCGUGGACCCCACUCCCUCCCCAGGGUGGGGUUGGGGGGGGGGUCCAGGCCGGUCCCGGUGUGUGUUAUUCGGACUUGUGGCAGGGAUAAUGUUUGGGAUGGUUUUGAUUUUUUUUUUCCUUUUUGUUUUAUUUAUUUGUUCAUAGUUUUUAUUGCAUUCUUGAUGAACACUGUGAGAUGAACAUUUUAGAGGUAGUUCAGUCUGACCGGGGGGGCGUUCCCGCGACACCCGCCGCUCUCAUCCAGGACAUCGUGCACACUGAGCAAAUAAGAGGCGUAUGAAAUGGCAAUGAAACAUACCGUAUGUCUUUUUUCUUUUUUUUUUUUUUUAAAUGCGUUGGUUUGUGUUUGUAAAGACAUCAAGAUCGGUGUUUCCCUGACUUUCCCACUAGACACUACUGAUGAUGGGUACAUAUGAUUUGUAUAUAGAACGUGCGUUUUAUCCUUUAUUUUAUUUUGUAAUGCCACAAGCACCAGUGUGACAUUUGAGCGGUGUUUUUGAUUUGUUUUGUUCGACUGGACGGUACUUUCAGAAGUCUUGUUCUGAUCUGGUCUGCAUGGUUUUCUGACUGUGCCUGGAAAUGAACUACAUUAUCUGCUGGAACUGAUUUCUCACUUUUUGCUCCUCUCAAGGCGAUUUGGUGGUACUACUGAUGCCAGAUUAUUUUUGCUGCAACGUCCUGUUUUUUUUUUUUUUGUUUUUUUUUUUAAAUCCAUAUAUAUCUUAUCUAUAAAACUCUAUCGUAAGUGUUGGGAUCUGUCUUUACAGAAGUCCUCUGGGGUAACAUCUCUUCCUCUUUGACACUGGAAUACUUCAGAGCGUCCUGUAAACUCUUGAUUCUGUGGGUCAGACAGAUUAAACAUUCAGAUGUGAAAUGUAGUCGAGACGUUUUCUCCUCGCCCUCAAACCAAAAAAAAAAACAAAAACAAACAAAAAACAAGUGAAACUGCAUGUUUUCAUUCUGUCUGCAGACGAGACUAUGAAAGUAUUACACUGACGUGUUUGUCGCCGCGGGGGCUUUUUAUUUGCACUGUUCGUCCAGAACAGAUCCCGUCGGUAUCCGGUUCUGCAUGCUGUCUCAAACACUGGGUCCUCACGCCGAGGAAGAUGAACUGAAGACGGGGGAUUUCCCGCCUCUCUCCUCUCUGUACUCCCCCCCCCUUUUCUUUUGUUUUUUUUUCUUUUCUCAUUUCUUUUGAUUUCCGUUGGCGUCGUUGGCUGUGUACCCCAGACAUGUUGCUGCUACUGUUAACAUGGGGAGACGUUCAGCAGGCAGGUGGAAGCGAGGAGGAGGAGGAGGACGAGGAGGAAGCCCGGGCCGCUGUCGGUUGAACCAAAACUGUCCAAACACUCCUGUCCAUGUUUGGUUUGUUGCCAUGGGUAUAUGACCAUCAGACAUCCUGUUCAUAGGUAAUACUUCAAGAUUUCAAAAGUAAUAUUGUGCAGAUCUUUUCAGGAUUAGUUGAAAAGUGUAUAUAGAUGAUAUACAAUAAAUUCCUCUUUUCUUUUUUUUUUUUCUUACU
Molecule: messenger RNA, 3728 nt
Organism: Salarias fasciatus (jewelled blenny)
Lineage: Eukaryota; Metazoa; Chordata; Actinopteri; Blenniiformes; Blenniidae
Gene: acvr1ba
Product: activin A receptor type 1Ba
Exons: 9
Coding region: 123-1622 (499 amino acids)
Biological process (GO): protein phosphorylation; cell surface receptor protein serine/threonine kinase signaling pathway; cellular response to growth factor stimulus
Cellular component (GO): plasma membrane; signaling receptor complex
Molecular function (GO): transmembrane receptor protein serine/threonine kinase activity; ATP binding
Source: RefSeq, a predicted model, not a curated record